AAUACUCUCCGAGAUUUGAAAGGCUGCAGAGCUCCAGAUAAAUAAUCAUUUAUCUUUCUUCUGAAGAAAUUCCUCUGAUUACAAGUUUAUUCCUUGAACAGCAAUCCACCCAUCUCUAUUCAAGACAAACUCAAGGUAAAGAAAGAGUGGAAAUGUGCUUUUGGAUCAAGUUUUCAGUAUUUUGGUUGCUGUUGUUCCUUCUACUCAGCCUUGCUCCUUCUACUGAGACAGACAAACCGUCAACACAGGCCAGCAGUGACACUGGGAGUCCGGGCCAACUGGCAGAAGUACUACAGGCUCUCUCCACAAGUGACCACCCACCUCUCAACCAGUCAAGAAGCCUCGUCAAAAUAUUGUUGGAGAAAACUGGGUGCCCACAGAGGACAAACAGCCUGCAAGGCAAUUGCAAUCUGUGCUUUGAACCAGAUGCACUGUUACUAAUAGCUGGAGGAAAUACUGAAGAUCAGCUUAGGGAGGACGUGGUCCAGAGAGUUUCUCUUCUCCUGCUCUAUUAUAUUAUUCAUCAGGAAGAGAUCUGUUCCUCAAAGUUCAACAUGAGCAAUAAAGAGUAUACAUUUUACCUACACAGCCUAUUGAGCCUCAGGCAGGAUGAAGACGCCUAUUUCCUCUCACAGAAUGAGACAGAAGACAUCCUGGCUUUCACCAGGAGGUACUUUCACACUUCUGCAAGUCAGUGUAUGGAAACCAAAAUGCUGCAGAAAAUAUCUGGAAUACUGAGCAGUGAUGGUGCUGAUGAAAAUACACUUCCUCAGUUGGCGGCAACAAUCAUUGCUUUGUCUCUCCAAGGUGUUUGUCUGGGACAAAGAAACUUGCCUUCCCCCAACUAUUUUACAGACUAUAUUUUCAGUUCCUUGAAUAGGACAAAUACUCUCCACUUAUCAGAUCUAGACCAACUCCUCAACACUCUCUGGACCAAAAGUACCUGUAUAGAAAACGAUAGAAUCCAUCAACUUCAAAGGAAACAAAACAUAACAAUUCAUGACUGGGGCUAUCUUAAUCUCUCUGUAGCCGUGGACAAACAAUCAGAUGAUGGUUCAAUUUCCUGGGAUCAGACUUGCUUCUCUGCUAGCCAGCUGGUGGAGAUAUUUCUACAGAACAGCCUUUCGCCCAUUUCUAAGGAGGACUUUAAGCAGAUGAGUCCAGGGAUCAUCCAGCAACUACUCAGCUGCUCUUGCCAGCUGCCCAGGGACCAACAAACAAAGCUGCCACCCACUACUUUGGAGAAAUAUGGCUACAGCACAGUGGCCGUGACACUUCUCACGCUGGGCUCCAUGCUUGGGACUGCACUGGUCCUUUUCCACAGCUGCAAGGAGAACUACAGGCUUAUUUUACAGCUGUUUGUGGGCUUGGCCGUGGGGACACUCUCUGGGGAUGCUCUGCUGCACCUCAUCCCUCAGGUUCUUGGUUUACAUAAACAGGAAGCCUCAGAGUUUGGGCAUUUCCAUGAAAGCAAAGGUCAUAUUUGGAAACUCUUGGGAUUAAUCGGAGGCAUCCAUGGAUUUUUCUUGAUAGAAAAGUGUUUUAUUCUUCUUGUAUCACCAAAUGACAAGAAAGGCCCAGAUGAUUCACAGGCAGCUGAAAUUCCUACAGGCAGUAUGACAGCCUCCAACAGAAAAUGCAAAGCCAUUAGCUUGUUAGCAAUAAUGAUUCUGGUUGGGGACAGCCUGCAUAAUUUUGCAGAUGGCCUAGUAAUAGGAGCAGCCUUCUCAUCUUCAUCCGAGUCAGGAGUGACCACGACAAUUGCUAUCUUGUGUCAUGAAAUUCCACAUGAAAUGGGAGACAUCGCUGUGCUCUUAAGCUCUGGCCUUUCUAUUAAGACUGCCAUCCUGAUGAAUUUUAUAAGUGCUCUAACAGCCUUCAUAGGAUUAUACAUUGGCCUCUCAGUGUCAGCUGAUCCAUGUGUUCAAGACUGGAUCUUAACAGUUACUGCUGGGAUGUUCUUAUAUUUAUCCCUGGUGGAAAUG
This is a messenger RNA of Galeopterus variegatus (Sunda flying lemur), 1985 nucleotides long. It is a transcript of the gene SLC39A12, whose product is annotated as solute carrier family 39 (zinc transporter), member 12. The annotation marks the transcript as partial. The record is from RefSeq and is a predicted model, not a curated record. The transcript has 11 exons. Gene Ontology annotation, molecular function: zinc ion transmembrane transporter activity. Gene Ontology annotation, biological process: zinc ion import across plasma membrane; intracellular zinc ion homeostasis. Gene Ontology annotation, cellular component: membrane. Lineage: Eukaryota; Metazoa; Chordata; Mammalia; Dermoptera; Cynocephalidae.